Molecule: messenger RNA, 222 nt
Organism: Strongylus vulgaris
Lineage: Eukaryota; Metazoa; Nematoda; Chromadorea; Rhabditida; Strongylidae
Source: the annotation of a GenBank genome assembly
AUGGAACUACCACACAAUGAACGGAAGUCAUACGCAAAUUCACACCAGAACUACCGUAUACCUACCGUGGCAGCUUGGGAUCCUAAUGGUGUCGUCCCAACGACAGGGAGAUUGGCUGCAACGGUUGUUGCUGUUGUUGCUGUUGUUGUUGUUGUUGCUGUUGUUGUUGUUGCUGUUGCUGUUGUUGCUGUUGUUGUUGUUGUUGUCCAAGUUGGUCUUUGA